CUGUGUGCACCUGCUGCCCAGUGCUCGUCACUUACUGUACCCUCUUUCGGCAAGCCUCCGUUCAACCCGAGUUCGCAGCGGUGGCGACUGCGCCGGUCCGCCCGCCACCGUGCCGCGUCAUCGCCCGGGCCCGCCCACCCGUGCGCGUCAUCGCCCUGGCCCGCCCACUCCCUCGCGUCAUCGCCCCGCGCCGCCCGGCAGCAUCAUCGCCCCGGCCCGGCCGCAUCAGCACCCCGGACCCCCCCGGCGCGCGGCAUCAUCAUCCGGGGCUGCCGCUCCACAUCACCACCCAGGGCCGCUUCCCCGGCUCAUCUCGCCGCCCCAGCCCGCCCGGCUGCAACGCCGCGCUCCCCCGCUCUGCCGGCCCAGAAGUCCUUGUGGCACAGGAGCCAUGCUGCUUGCAGAUGUUUAGAGAAAUUGGAUUCAGUGAGUUCUGUAGAAAUCUUCUGCUUACCUUUUAAUCUUCUGGAGAAGCUGGACUGGAACGUGGAAGCUCAGGGGAGACCUUCCCACAGGUGUGAGCUCCAAGUCCCUCUGUACCUGAGGACUCAAAGGUGUUCGGGUGUGACAGCAGAUGGGAAACCUGUGAUGUGCAAGUCACCCAGUUGGAAGCGGUGCUGGAGCUUGGAGUGUGAGGGACUGGGACCAGGGAAAAAGGCAUCAAGUGAGUGGUGUGCCCUGGGGACAGGCGGAGCCUGUCCUUACCCGUCUGCCAGGAGCAUCUGAAGGAAAGCAAACACAGAGAUUGAGUGGUGCAGUGAGGAGCAAGUUGCUGGCUUAUGUGAUUUCUGACUGAGCUGCCACAGAAACGGGCAUCUGUGUGUGCACAUGCUUCCUGGCAAAUCCAGAUGUGACGUGGAAAUCCUAGGGGAGGAUUUCCAGCCUUGACCACGCAUGACACAGGCUUGUGAAAAUGGAAAUGGCCUUGGCAGAAGAGCAGCUGUGAAGUGAAGCAGAACUGCAAUACAGUUGUUUCCAGGUGCUGCCCAGGAUGGACAUCUGUGGCCUCAGACAGCGAUUGCCUAGGAGGAAGGGGAGGCUUUGCACAGCUCACCUGCACAGCUCAGGUGGAUGGGACAGGAUUGGUGUGGCCUGAGAAGGCAUGAACAGCUGUCUGUGUUCUGCAGUGCCUUGAAACCUUUCUCUGUCAGGUUUUGGAGGGGUUUCUCUUUGGGAUUUCUUGUGAUGCAGCACCCCGGGUGUCCCUUUGUGCAAAGUCCAGUGGUGAAGGGUUGAGUGAGUGACAAGUGGGGUCUGGCAUGAAAAUGGUUCUGUUAAAAUGGAGCAAAGAAUGCAGUAAGAAAAACGAGCAUCCUUGUAAUGUCUGAAAGGGUUAGGAGCAAGAAUGCAGGAGAGGGGCACUUUUA
Cinclus cinclus is the source of this 1367-nucleotide messenger RNA. RefSeq lists its product as uncharacterized. The transcript has 6 exons. The annotation marks the transcript as partial. The record is from RefSeq and is a predicted model, not a curated record. NCBI's taxonomy places the organism in Eukaryota, Metazoa, Chordata, Aves, Passeriformes, Cinclidae.